CUCUUAAAAUAAAUUUGCACAAGUAAAGACAGUGACAAAAUUUUUUAGAGAACUGAAAUAUCAAUUGACUGUAUAUUCAAAACACUAGCAUUUUUCUACAAUAUUACAACUUUGAAAUGGCACCGAAUAGUAGGAAGGACAUGGCAACCUGCUAGUGAUCAAAGAAAUCAGAACUCAGAACAGCGCUAUAUAUGUCUUUUUAAUCAACUUCACACUACCAUAAACCUCCAGCAACCAACUGGGAGAGUAAUAUACACUGUUCCCUAUUGUCCUCCAGUUACAUGAGCUUAGAGUCUGGUUGGCUUAAAUUGAUGUCACUUAAACACAACACAGAGAUGUUCUGGACAUAAAGUUAAAGUGGUUGUUCCUUCACAUUCUUUUAAUGGCUUGAGUUCAUUUUGUAAGGGUUUGGACUCCUUUGAACACAGGAAGCAAAAGAAGUACCUUUUUGUAUUGGUGCCCUUUUAUAACUAUGGGCCCUAUUGGCUGAUGGAGUUAAUGGUUAACUCGUGUUUUUUUUCAUUAAAAUUUCUUUUAGAUUAAUCUUUAAAAUGACUGUAAAUUUAUUUAUGUAUUUAUUAUUUGUAAAAUUAUGUUCACACAUAAGGUGUGUUCAGAUGUGUUACCAUACUCAGAUGUUUGGGUGACAGCAAAUUAUUUACCCAGGCGAUAAUAAAUUUGAUGUUUUGUUUUGUUUUGAAUAAUGCUUUUCAUUUUUUAAUAAUGAAAAGCAUCAAAUUGUCUAAUUGAAAUAUUUUAAACGGCAAAUAUUUCAUCUUUUCAUCCUUAUGAUUUUUUCUAAAUGAUCAACUAGCUUCACUUGUGUUUUGGAUUCAGAAAUAAUCAAAUUGAUAGUGAUCUCUGUCUUCAAAUAAAAAUAAAACAGGAAAAAAUUCUGCUUAAGCUUUAAACGUUUGUGUCGGUAAGUGACUAUUGUACAUUGGUGUUCUGAGAGAAGACGGUGCCUCUCUGUUCUCUUAAAUUUCUUUUGAUAUCAGCAGGCUAAAUAUAGCUCGCAGCACCCCUCCCCCUCCUUGACGAGGUAUCAGAGCCAAGAGAGCAGUCAGUGAUAGGCUAACAUUUUGAUGUGCACAGUGACACACACACACACAGAUUAAAGUGAGUUGCUCAGAGUGGGACGGCACUGUCUUUGUGCACAGAGUACGGGCUACAGUGAUGAUAAAUUGCUGCUGUUUGCGGCACCAAAUGAGAUUUGAGUAUUCGUCUUUUUCUGUGCGUCUCAGGGCUGCCACUGGAGGAUGGUGGGGGUACUCCGAUGAACCUCCUCAAGUGCAUGAAACCCUCCUUGCCUCCACAAAGCACUGGCGGCUCCUUCAUAAAUGAGCCAGUCUCCUGGCAACCAGGCACCAAUCAGCACGCAGGAUCUCUCUCUGUAGUAACCACUGUGUGGGGUGUGACCAAUCACACACACAAUCAGGUGUUUGGUGCACCCAUGGGCCCUGGCGAUAGCUCUGGCAGUCACAUGAUGCCCGGUGGUAGCCCUGGUAUGGGUCCUGGGAUGGGCUCCCAGUUCAUAGGUCAGCAGUCAUAUGGAGAUCCUGUCUCGAAAGGUUAUGGCCAGCCAGUCAUGUAUGGACGUCCCAGCACUGCUUACAACCCAGCCUCCGCCUACAGUGGAAGUUACUCUGGAAACAGUGGAGGUGCCGGUCUAGGCGUUCGUCCACCCUCAGAUUUCACUCAGGCUGCUGCUGCUGCUGUUGCUGCCGCCGCUGCCACAGCAACUGCCACUGCUACAGCGACUGUUGCAGCAAUACAGGAAAAACAGAACCAGGAGCUGAGCUAUGGCCAGUUGGGCGGAACAUCCUCUUACAGCACCCAAUUCCUAUCUCAUGCGGGCCCCCGUGGCCCUCCAGGGAUGAACCCUGGCGGGAUGAUCUCUUCAAGGUCUGGACUUCCACCUUCCACCGGAGGCUUGUAUCCUUCUCACCCUGCGCAUAUUCAGAGGAUUCCACAUCAAGGAGGCUAUCCAGGCGGACAACAAGGACUCAAACGGCCUUUCCAUUCCGAGGGUUUUUCUGGACCACAGUAUGGCUCUGGUGGGAUGUCAGGGUACACUAACCAGCCUCUGCAAUACCCCUCUGGUUCGCAGCAGAGAUGUGCCACCUCACCCUCUUACCUCUCCAGCCGGAUGCCUCACAUGGGACACUACUCUGCUGGAUCACACAAUCCAGCACAGUUUUCCCCUGGAGCUGGACAGCCCAAUCCUCCUCAGUAUUAUAAGUCAGAGCCUUUCAAUGGUCAGGGCAGCAUGGCAACUGGAGGACCAGGAGGAUACAAUGCCUUCACACAGGCUGCAGUGAACGGGCCAGUUCGGGGUGGGGUGCUUCCUGGGUAUCCCACCUCACCAAUGGGAGGGAAUCCUACCCCUCCAAUGACACCGGGGACCUCCAUACCUCCCUACCUUUCUCCAGGCCAGGAAACCAAACCCCCCUACCUUACAACAGAAACCAAAGCCAACAUCAACACCCAGCAGCCCGUUACAGGUAACCCCAGUGACGACCUGCGUCUGACUUUCCCUGUACGAGAUGGUGUAGUAUUGGAGCCUUUCAGACUGGAGCACAACCUGGCUGUCAGCAACCACGCCUUCCAUCUGCGAGACUCUGUCUACAAAACACUAAUGAUGAGGCCAGAUUUAGAGCUGCAGUUUAAGUGUUACCACCACGAAGACAGACAAAUGAACACUAACUGGCCUGCCUCUGUGCAAGUCAGUGUUAAUGCAACUCCUCUGUCCAUUGAAAGAGGUGACAACAAAACCUCCCACAAGCCCUUGUAUCUAAAGCAAGUGUGUCAGCCAGGGCGCAACACUGUACAGAUCACAGUGACAGCAUGCUGCUGUUCCCACCUGUUUGUGCUACAGUUGGUGCACCGGCCAUCUGUCAGGUCUGUUCUGCAGGGUCUGAUGAAGAAGAGACUGCUGCCAGCCGAGCACUGCAUUACAAAGAUAAAAAGAAACUUCAGCAGUGGCACCAUUCCUGGAACCCCUGGUCUGAAUGGGGAGGAUGGAGUGGAGCAGACGGCUAUUAAAGUUUCUCUCAAAUGCCCCAUCACAUUCAAACGAAUCCAGCUGCCAGCCAGAGGCCAUGACUGCAGGCACAUACAGUGUUUCGAUCUGGAGUCCUAUUUGCAGCUAAACUGUGAAAGAGGGACCUGGCGAUGCCCUGUUUGCAAUAAAACAGCUUUGCUAGAAGGACUGGAGGUUGACCAAUAUAUGCUUGGGAUUCUUGUCUAUAUCCAAAAUUCAGACUAUGAGGAGAUCACUAUAGACCCAGUAUGUGGUUGGAGGCCGGUGCCUGUUAAACCUGACCUUCACAUAAAAGAGGAGCCUGAUGGACCAGUCCUCAAACGCUGUCGCACAGUCAGUCCAAGUCACAUGGUCUUACCAAAUGUGAUGGAAAUGAUUGCUGCUCUGGGCCCAGCAUCAUCCCCCUACCAAAGUCUGAAUGCAGGAGGCAGGAACACCCCAGAGUACAGUCGGCCAGGGAAUCAGGGAUUCUCCAACCAGCCAGGAUUUACAGAUUUCCCCAACACUCCUGGGACCCCAAUACUAGGAGAGUAUGCACCUUCUGGACCACCACCUCCACUCCCUUAUCAGUCUGAGCAGACGGCUCAUUCUGGACAAAUUGACCACUCUCAUAACAUCCUCCAGCAGCAUGGCUCAGGUGUGCACAGUAACCCGAGUCUGUGUGACACUAGCAGCCCUCUGCCACAGCGGAGCACCAAUACCCAGAAUACCCUCGGACAGAGCGAAGGCACCUUUGGUCUGAGCGGCCCGGGACUGCCUGUAGGAGAGGGGACAGAUCAUGCGCUAGAUCUUCUUCCUGAGCUGACCAACCCAGAUGAGCUGCUGUCCUAUCUGGGCCCUCCGGACCUUCCCAACAACAGCAGUGAUGAUCUGCUUUCUCUGUUCGAGAACAACUGAGUCAAACUUCCAUUCCAGCCUCUUUCUCUCUUUGCUGUAGCUCGGCUCAGUUUUCACCAACUUCUUUGUGUGUGUUAUGUUGUUUUUUGUGUAUCAGUUGCUCUGAAGUGUCCUGCUGCUGAAAUUCUUUGAGUACAGUGUUAAGGUGUACGUAGGAACACUCUCGAAAUGUGAACACUAUUAUGAGUUUGAAGAAUGCAACAGUACACAGGCAUUGACUCUACAGACCAGCAUUUGAAACUAUAGCACAAAUCACUGGCUGGAGUAUUUUGUAUUUAAUGAUUAAAUUGUUUUUUGUUUGGUUUUUUUUAUUGGUGUACAUUCAUAAAGGAGUUCCCAAAAUUUGACUGGGGAUUUUCAUACAUUAACAUACACUUCUGCACAUCGUGAGUGCUGCAAAUUGUCUGCAGAUCGUUGUAUUGUAACUUGUCCACAUGUUAAGUAUGAUAAUGGAAACAAAAGGUUUCAUGCAAGAAUAUUUUUGUAUUCUUGCCUUAAAAUUAGGUUUUUCUGUAAGGUUCUUAUUGGCUUAUUUUUAAUGCCAACUCAGCUUAAAAAACAUAUAUAUUUAUUUAUAUAUAUACAGUUAAUUUGAAUUUCCUUCCAUUACAUAGCCCCUUUAGUUUAAAGCACCCCUAUUAUGCUUUUGGGAUUUUUCUCAUUCUGAAGCUUUUUUUGUGUGUGUUAAGUUUACACAGUUCUAAAAGUAAAGGUUCAAGCUAAACAGGGUCACUCCCCCAUAGGAUACACUGCUCCUAAACGGUAUAAUGAUUAUUUAUAAACUUGUUUGGCUCUAGCCAAUAAUAUCCCACUAAUUACCAACAGACUCCAACAUAAACUUCACGACUCAAAUACUGAUAUGGCUUCAGAUAGCAUAUUGCCAGUGACGAGCAAUUUGUCUGCAUCUGCAUUGUCUGGUAAUAUUAGCCAAAAGAAAGACAAUUUUAUGCUACAGAAUAUGUGACCAACGGCCAGGGUUGUAUCAUGGCUGUGCAGGUUCAUUGUUGCAUUUCAUUUUUGAGGGGAAAGUCAAAUCCAACUAUGAGCUCACUUUCUGAGUUGAAAAAGUUGAAAGCACCUGUUUUUCUAAGAUUUUUGUUAGUAAUACAAUGGAAAGCAAUAGAAAACAUUAAGUACUGGUUAUUUACAUAAACACAUUGCCCAAGAAUGACCAGUUAAAUCAAACUGGGGCUUGGGAUAAGUGUGUUUUCGAUAGACGGUAUAUAAGUUGGAGCCCCGUUUGAAGGUUUGAAUUUACUGUUUUCAGCUUUUGGUUAACAAACAUUUGAAUGUGACAAGGAGGGGCGGGUCUGACUGCGAAACUAGUUGUGUAUUGGCUAAUGACAUGUCGAUCACAAGUCAUAUAAACUUUCAUUUUAAAGCAUAGUGUGAAUAAGAUUUACAAAACAGUUUUUUGUAAACUAAACUCAGAAAUAAGUUACUGAGGUCAAAUCACAUAUAGGGUGUAAAGAGUUGCUGGAGCAGUUUCCCUUUUAUUCGUAUGAAAAUAUUACAUGGGACCAUCAUUGAAAGAGCUGAUAUAUAUAUAUAUAUAUAUAUAUACACACACACAAGAAUAGCUCUGACAUUCUCAUAUUAUAAAUCAUAAAUUUGUAAGUGAUAUCUGUUGGAAGUUGAUGUUAAUCCAAACAAGCAUUGUGUGAUCUAUUUAUAAGAACAGCCAGAUCUUCUGAGAUUAUAAUGGGGGAAGCCAUGAGUGGUGUCAAUGGUGAGGUGAGGUUGAUCUAACCUUAUAAUGCUGUGGUCAAUUUAUGAGAAAAUUCAAAUUUACAAGAUUGCAAAGGAAUGUGGUAUGAUCCAAACUCAGUAAACUUGGGGUCAUUUAAAAGUAUUUAUAGUUAUUUUCAAGCAGCAGUGGUUUGAUGAGUUUGAGCCAACUUUGGGAAACUGAAGAGGAUUACAUUGGACAUUUUUGGUAAUUAAAUAACUAAAUAUUAACCUUACAUAAUUUAGUUUGUUUAUAUUUAUUCGGGUAAAGAUUGAUGAUUUUGUGCAAUUUUAUUUAAAUUAAAUACUAUAAGUAACUAUAUUUAUUCAUACAAGUAUUUCUUGCUUGAGACCCACUAAUUGGUAGCAUGAUGCAUUUCUUAGUUGUGGUCAUCUUCUGGGAAUUGAUGAUAAUGCAAGAUAAAGAAAACUGACAAACAUUUUCUUAAAUACACAAUGAUUACAAUGUAAAAUGAGAGUGGUUAAGGUGUAGAGCUAAAAGACACAUGUCAUCAUAGAGUAAAUGAGAAAAAGCCCAAAGUAUGAAGGCAUUGCCAGUAGGCCUUUUCCGCAACAUAAAGCUGGGAGAGCACUGACAUUCAUUGUCUCUCUGACAUCCUUCAGCACUGUGAAAUGUACAAAGCCUCACUUUCCCUCUGUUGGUUUACCCUCUUUUGAGGGCUUUCAAAAAUACUUUAUAUGAGCUGUGUGUCAUGGCAUUUUUCUGCCAUUUGAAAGUUAGUAUGUUUUUAUAUUGUUUUACAUUUAUAACCCAUCAUGGCACGGGUUUACGUAUUGUAUAAUCAACUGUUUUCAUUAGAGAACGUGUGUGUGUAUCAGACAAAUUGUUAAACAUGAUCAUUUUAAUGUUAUUAGUUGGAUAAAGGAUCAUUGUUGGCACUGUAUACUGUAUGUUUAAAAGUGUUAAACCAAUUGUUAAAAAUCAAGGUCAUACAUAAAAGAUGCAUGUGUGACAAAAAAAAUGGACAGUCAGCAGUCAUCAAGAUAAAGUUGAAAUUAUUCUUAAUGUGGUUUUUUUAAAGUUGACAUUUUUUUGUAUGAACUAUUUACUCGUUGUGGUCCAACAUUGUGUUGACAAAGCAACAGAAAUUCUUUUCCACGUUGAGCUACGCAAAAUUAUAUUUGAAAAGUAUGAACAAGCAAAUUUACUACAAAAAAACGAAACAAAAAACAAAAAAGAUUUUUAAAAAUGUUCUGCCUAUUUUGUAACACAUUGUAAUUGCCAUUAUUUUCUAUUUAUUUUUUAAUUAUAAUUAUCAUUGUAUUCACAGUUGCUUUGUCCCCUUCCUGAAACUGAAUCAGAAUUAAACAUUGCUAUUUGA
Haplochromis burtoni (Burton's mouthbrooder) is the source of this 7011-nucleotide messenger RNA. Its product is annotated as zinc finger, MIZ-type containing 2. Gene Ontology annotation, molecular function: zinc ion binding; SUMO ligase activity. The record is from RefSeq and is a predicted model, not a curated record. Gene Ontology annotation, biological process: regulation of transcription by RNA polymerase II; protein sumoylation. The transcript has 19 exons. NCBI's taxonomy places the organism in Eukaryota, Metazoa, Chordata, Actinopteri, Cichliformes, Cichlidae. Bases 1277 to 3940 code for a protein of 887 amino acids.